This is a messenger RNA of Prorocentrum cordatum, 2051 nucleotides long. The record is from the annotation of a GenBank genome assembly. NCBI's taxonomy places the organism in Eukaryota, Dinophyceae, Prorocentrales, Prorocentraceae.
AAGGGCCAUGGCCGCUCAGGCUCCAACCGGCGACCAUCUGGGUUGCCUGGGCCGCGUGCGGGGUGCCAUGGGGCGCGGGGCGGCAGCCCAUGGUGGCGAGGGGGGUGACGAGAAGUACGCACAGAUGAAGACGAGCAUGGCCGACAAGGCGACUCUCCACAACGGGCAGCCUCGCGAGAACCCCCACGCGCACCAUUUCUACAUCGACGGGAGGAUCUACGACUUUGCGGAGUGGAGGCACAUCCACCCAGGUGGCGACAUUUUUUUCUCCGCGGCUUUCCAGCGCGACAUCUCGGCGGCUGUGCAUGCCUACCACGCCAACCCAGAGGCAUUGAGUCCAAUCUUGGCGAAGUACGAGGUUGAGUUGCCCGACAAGGAGCCGCACGAUUUGAUCGCGUCUUACAUGAACGUGCCACAAUUCAUCCUCCCCCCUGGCUUCGACGCCGUGCGCGAUGUUCCGCAGUACGACUGGGACAAGAAGUUCAUGAGCGUACUCAGGAGCAAGCUUCGAAAGCCAGAGCUACAGAGGAAGAUCAAGAGGGCCGACUUCGCCUUCGAUGUGGUGGCUACCGGCAUCAUCAUGUUGGUCGGCGGAUUUUCUCUGUUUCCCAGCAAUGUAUUUCGGCCUGGUGCCUUGCUGGGUGCUCGUCAUGGGACAGGUGUUGACCCGGACUGCUUUAGCAGCAGUGGGUCAUUACCAUUGCCACAGGCGCAAGGACGGCAUCCAUGAUUGGGCUGAUUGCUUCUUCGACGUCCAGUACGUGGGUGCUUCGGAGGUGCUCUUCGACGGCCAUGUAAUGCUCCACCACCUCUACACAGAGACGCCCGCGGAUGUGAAACGCACAGUGUUCAACUUCGUGCUGACAUUGCCGCGCAUUUGGCGAGUGCCCCUCUUCACGAUGACCAAAUUUGGAGAGUUUUUUAGCGGCCAUCUGGUGAGGAUUCUCAACUUCGAGUUCAGAACUCGUUCGAAGGCGCAGCGCUUCAAGGAGGCACAGCUGAUCGCGUUCCGCUGCGUCAUGCUCGCAGAGUUUUUUUGGGCCUGCUUCUGUUCAAGAUGGCAGAUCUGGUGCCUGCAGUUCUUUUGCACAGUGUGGCUGAACAUGUUCUUGAUCGUCGCAUCCCAUGACUUCGAGGUGGUGAGGGAGGACCAGUCAUACGUCGGCCUAGACUGGGGCAUCUUCCAGAUACAGCAUGCGCUUGACACGUACAUCACUGGGGUGCAGGCAGUCGACCUUUUCCUGUCCGCGGGGCUCAGUUGCCACAGGGUGCACCACUGCCUGCCGUACCAGAAGUCUGGCUUUGCCAAUAUAGUGUCGCUGCCUGCGGUCAAAAGUACAUGCGAGGAGUUCGGGGUCGAGUGGGCUCCGGCUCGGAACCUCAUCCUGGACCGCUGGUUCCCGCUAAUGUGGUACUACUUGACCGCGCCCGCGCAGGUGCCUGCCAUCCCGGCGCCCAUCCAGACCGGCGGUCCUGGCAUCUGGGGCUUCGUGAAGGAGCACAUGUUGCUGCGAGACUACCGCCGUGCCGUCCUCAGCAUCUGGGGGAGCUUCACUGGCGCCACGAUUUGAAGGGAGUACGUGAUACACUGAGACUUGUCGCCGUACCUUGUCGUAACAUUUUGAAGCAAGAGCAUCACAAGGGGCCCACCUGCUGACAGCGGCAGCCUUUGGCCACUGUGUUGAGGUUAGCGAUUUUUCCUUGAGAUCGUCUUCAAGUAGUUAUCUAGUGCGCUUCCCUAAACCUUGACAUCUGGGGUUAUUAUGUUCCAGCCGACCUCAAUCUUGAUCACAAGGUGUGGGCGCGGAGGUCCACGUGAUGAGACGAUGCCCACAUUGCCCGUUGCGGUACCUACGAACACAAGUUGCUGUUUAGGGUCUCGCUGCAUGGUGUAUCUUUUCCGAUGUAGCAAUGCCUCCAAAUACCACGCCAGCCCACGGCUCCCCUCAGAGAGCCCGCGACGAGUGCAGGCGUCGUCGAUGCCGUGCCGAGCGCGCCCGAGUGCCGUAAGUGCCAGGGGUGUAGAGAUUCGACCGUGUCGCUGGAGUGUC